AUGGAAAACGAUGAGUACGAACGUUUCGAAAUAACAGACUACGAUCUGGCCAACGAGUUCAAUCCCAACCGUGGACGGCGUCGGCCAACGAAGAACCAGCAAAUUUACGGCAUUUGGGCUGAUGACUCAGAAAAUGAGUACGGAGACGACGAUACUUCGGCUGGAGUUGGUCGGAAGCGGACCAGUAAGAAGCCGAAAGACUACACGGCACCGAUCGGAUUCAUUGCCGGCGGUAUUCAGCAAUCGGGCAAGAAACCGGAAGCCAAGAAACAGCAACACACCGGCGAAGACGAGGAUGGCGAAGAAGAAAGCGACGACGAAGAAGGGACGGCUAGACCGCAGUUCGAUCGGAAGGCCAGCAGCAGCACGUCGGAAUCCGAGUCGGACUCGGCCGAGAAACCAUCUCACAACGAUCUCCGGUCAAUGGCCGGCUUUCGCAGUUUCAGCAAACCGGGGCCAACGACGGGCAAAGGCGUUGGCAACUGGGAACAACACACUCGGGGCAUCGGAGCAAAGUUGCUCCUGCAGAUGGGCUAUCAGCCCGGCAGAGGAUUGGGCAAGGAUCUGCAGGGCAUAUCGGCACCAGUCGAGGCCCACCUGCGCAAAGGGCGCGGAGCGAUCGGUGCCUAUGGACCGGAAAAGAAAACCACCGUAGCCGACGCUAAACAACAAAAAGCGCCCAAACACGACGAACAGAAGGGCGCCGAAAAAGCGGACGAGGGCCAACAGUGGCGUAAAGCAAAGGAGGGAAAACUUGGCAAGAACCGUUACUUUUACAAAACGGUUGAAGAUGUGAUCGAAAAGGGCAAAAAGACGACGACGGCAACUUAUGCUCCUUUCGAGAAAUCGUCCAAGCUGAGUCAAGUGACGGUGAUCGAUAUGACGGGACCGGAAAAGCGGGUUCUUAGCGGCUAUCACGCACUCGGUCAGGCGAGGGUGGCGGAUGAAGAGCUGUACGACGACGCGAAAGUAAGCGACAAGCCGACCGUUAAAACCACGCACUUUGCACUGCCGGAACUCAUGCACAACCUUGCGCUGAUGGUGCAGCACUGUGAGCAGGACAUAAUAACGAUCGAUAAGCAAAAGUGUGAAACGAAGGACCGCGAGGAGCAGCUGGCGCAGGAGAAAGAAAAUCUCAUCCGAAUCAGCGACCUUGAAAAAGAUUACCUGCAAACCCUCGAGGAGGCACUCGAACUGGUCCGUUCCCUUGUCGAGCCGGCGGAAGGCGCAAAUCUCGAACUGGAAGAAUGCGAGAAGCGUUUCGUCCGGCUCUGCGCCAAUUAUCCGGCCGAGUGCGCUGAGUUUGGGUUGUCCGAUUUGGCGGCGGGAGUCGUAGCGCCUCUCAUUGCCGCUCGUCUAAAAGACUGGGCUCCGUUUAGCGAUCCGACGCGUCACGUAGAACUGUUCAAACGCUGGCGUUCGAUUCUGGGCGCUACCAGUGCGGACGUAUCAUGUAGUUUGCUCGAUCCUUAUUCGGCCGUCGUUUGGACCGGUGUCAUUCCCAGCAUACGGACGGCGGCAAACGAGUGGGAUCCCCGUCGUCCAACGCCCAUGAUCGCACUGUUGGAUGCCUGGGCCCCAGUUCUGCCCGCGUGGAUUCUCGAUAACGUGCUGGAGCAGAUCGUACUGACCAAACUGUCGGCGGCCGUCGUCGAGUGGGAUCCCCUCACCGACACGGUGCCCAUUCACAGCUGGAUUCAUCCAUGGGUCGAUCUGCUAGGGACAAAACUGGAGGGUGCGGUGUACACUAUGAUACGGGAAAAGUUAUCGCGCGCCCUGAAAGCCUGGCAUCCAGAAGAUCGUUCUGCUCGCGCCAUGAUAACGCCCUGGAAAGGUGUGUUCUCCGAGGAAGACUUGCAGGUGUUCCUGACGAAAAAUAUAAUCCCAAAGCUGGAGCUGCGUUUGACAGAGGUCAUCGUAAAUCCACUCCAACAGGAUUUGGAGAUGUUCAACCAGGUGUGGGAAUGGCACGAACUCAUUUCACCGCUUCAGAUGGCCAACAUGCUCGACAAAUACUUCUUUCCAAAGUGGUUGCAGACGCUUGUAAUCUGGUUGAAUCAGGCCCCCAACUUUGACCACGUGUCCCGGUGGUAUCAGGGCUGGAAAUCGCAGUUCACCGAUGAUGUCGUUAGGCAAACGAACGUCAAAGAGAGCUUCCGCAAAGCACUGGAACUCAUGCAACGUUCUAUCGGUGCGGCCAGUGGUGGAAUUGCCGAUGGUCAAGAGCUACCACCCGCAGCUUCGAUGGCGCCAAUACCACCUCCACCCAAACCUCCAACCCUACUAGACGUGGAUGCUACUCCAGCGCUGGAAUUCAAAGAACUCGUCUCGCAGAAAUGCGCAGAACGGGGCAUUAUCUUUGCACCGAUGCCGGGACGGCGCGAGCUGGGAAAGCAAGUGUAUCGCGUUGGGAAGCUGUUUUGCUACAUCGACCGCUCCGUGUGCAUCGUAAGUUUGGACGGUGGCGUCAACUGGACCCCAAUAUCUCUGACGACGUUACUGGAACGGGCCGUUACUGGUUGA
Anopheles cruzii is the source of this 2523-nucleotide messenger RNA. It is a transcript of the gene sip1, whose product is annotated as septin-interacting protein 1. The transcript has a single exon. The record is from RefSeq and is a predicted model, not a curated record. The coding region runs from base 1 to 2523 and encodes 840 amino acids. Gene Ontology annotation, biological process: spliceosomal complex disassembly. Gene Ontology annotation, cellular component: U2-type post-mRNA release spliceosomal complex. Lineage: Eukaryota; Metazoa; Arthropoda; Insecta; Diptera; Culicidae. Gene Ontology annotation, molecular function: nucleic acid binding.